This is a messenger RNA of Plasmodium adleri (nom. inval.), 4044 nucleotides long. Its product is annotated as coatamer beta subunit, putative. Gene Ontology annotation, molecular function: structural molecule activity. Gene Ontology annotation, cellular component: COPI vesicle coat; cytoplasm. The transcript has 3 exons. NCBI's taxonomy places the organism in Eukaryota, Apicomplexa, Aconoidasida, Haemosporida, Plasmodiidae. Bases 1 to 4044 code for a protein of 1347 amino acids. Gene Ontology annotation, biological process: endoplasmic reticulum to Golgi vesicle-mediated transport; intra-Golgi vesicle-mediated transport; intracellular protein transport. The record is from RefSeq and is a predicted model, not a curated record.
AUGAGCAACUUUGAAAUUGAUAACAAUUGCACUCUUUAUAUAUGUACAGAUAAUUGUGAGGUUCCAACAAACAAUGAUAUUCAAAAGAAGUUAGAGAAUCAAAAUGUCGAAAAGAAAAUUGAAGGAAUGGAGAAUUUAAUAUUUAAUAUAAUCCAAGGAGUAUCAUAUGAGAAUUUAUUAAUGUGUGUUAUUAGAUAUAUUGUUCCUCAUAAAGAUCAUAGAUUAAAAAAGAUGUGUCAUAUAUUUUUUGAAAUAGUUGAUAAAUGUAAUUCAGAUGGUAGUUUAAAAGAAGAAAUGAUACUUGUAUGUAAUGCUUUAAGAAAUGAUAUUAUAUCUCCUAAUGAAUAUGUUCGAGGUUCCACAUUAAGGUUAUUAAGUAAAAUAAAAUAUUUGAAAAUAUUAGAUCCAUUAAUAGAAACUAUUACAAAGAAUUUAAGUCAUAGACAUAGUUAUGUUAGAAAAAAUGCUAUCACAUGUAUACAUACAAUUAUUAAAGAUCAUGGAAUCGAUAUUAUUCCUAAUGCAGUUAAAGAAGUGGAAAAAAUUUUAUUCUUAGAAAGUGAUAUAUCUACUAAGCGUAGUGCAUUGGCUAUGCUAACUGAUAUUGAUCCUUUAACAACUCUUAAAUAUAUUCUAUCAUUAAAUGAUCAAUUAUAUGAUACAGCUGAUGUUAUUUUAUUAGAAGUUAUUCAUUUAUUUAAAAAGUUAUAUAUUCCUCAUGUUUUUGAUGACUCUUAUUUGAUAAUAAAUGAUGAAGAUAAAGACGACGACGACGAGGAAGAAGAAGAGGACGACAAAGAGGAUGAAGAUAAUAAUAAUAUAAAUAAUAUAAAUAAUAUAAAUAAUAUUACGUCCAGUGAAAGGUAUUUACAAAAUAAAAAAAUAAAUGAUACAUAUAAAUAUCUACCCAAUAAUAAUAAUAUAUAUCAUAAAAAUGAAUAUAAAGAAAUAGAUGAUGAAUUAAAUUUAUUAAGUGAAGAUAUAAAUUUUAAAAAGAAAAAAUUAAAGGAUAAUAAUUAUAAUCAAUAUAAAAAUCAUGUAAUUAGAAUAUUGUUAAAUAUGCUUAAUAAAAAUGUUAGUUAUAGUGUAUUAUAUGAAGGUGCAUGCUGUUUAUUAUAUAUGAGUACAUCUGCUUUAAGCAUAAAAACAGCUACUGAAUGUUUUAUUAAAUUAUUAAUAAAUCAACAUGAUAAUAAUAUUAAAUUAAUUGUUAUCGACAAAUUGUAUUAUAUAAUGUGUAAGUGGAAGAAUAUAUUAGAAAAUUAUGCGAUGGAUUUAUUAAGAGCUCUAAAUUUUCCUUCACGUGAUAUAAAAGUUAAGAUAUUAAAUUUAGUAUUGCAUGUAUUGACAAAAAGAAAUGUCCACUUAAUAUUAAAUGUCUUAAAAAAAGAAUUAUUAAAAUUGAAUGAUCAGAUAGUAUAUACAAAACAUAUAACAACAAAUAAUAAUAAUAAUACAAACAUGAAUGGGGCUAACAAUAAUGGAGCAACAAAUAACAGCAACAUCAAAGAUAAUAAUACUACUACUAAUAAUAAUAAUUAUAAUAGUAACAAUAAUAGUAACAAUAAUAAUAAUGUUGGAAAGAACAAUUUGUCAACUAAUUAUCAAGAAGUUACGAGUUAUAAAAAAAUUCUUAUAAAAUCUUUACAACAUAUUUGUAAUAUAUAUUCUAGUGAAUGCCUACAUAUUGUGGAUCUCCUACUUAUUUAUAUAAAUGAUGAUGAGAAAGAAAUAAAUUAUGAAGCUGCUAUUUGUAUACGUAAAUUAGUAAAGAAUAAUGAAUUUCAGAGUAAUAUUUUAGAAAAAAUUAUAGAUUCAAUAUUUGAUAUUAAAAAAGCUACAAUUCUAAGAAUUUUUUUUUGGGCUAUAGGGCAAUAUAUGCAUGAUGAAAAUAUGAUUAUAAAUUUUAUGAAUAAAUUAUAUGAAAAUUUAUCUCCUUUAUUAAAUAACAGUUUAGAAAGUGAUAUGAUAAAUAAAAUACAAAAUGAAAGAUUUAAAAAAAAUGGAAAUCUUAAUUUUAAUUUAUCUAAUUCAAAUAUACAAACUAAAACAGUCAUAUUAGAAGAUGGUACUUAUGCAACUGAAGCCUUUUUAAAAAAUCAAAAUAUUUCUAAUAAAACUAAUGAUAAAAAUAAAGAAAAUACAUUUCUAUAUAAUAUAUUAUAUGAAAAUGAUGAUUUACUUUUGUCAGUUAUUUGUGUUUGUUUAACAAAAUUAUAUUUAAAAUUAUUAUCAAAGUUUAACGAUUCUUUUGAUUUUAUUUGGAAUCAUCAUGAAAUGGUAUGCUCAAAAGGAGACAAAGAAAAGGAGGAUCUAAUAAUAAGAAAUGAAAAUAAUUCUAAUGAUAAUAUUAGUGGUAAUCUUAGUGGUAAUAUUAGUGGUAAUCUUAGUGGUAAUCUUAGUGGUGGUAAUCUUAGUGGUGAUAAUCUUAUGAAUAAUUCAUUAGAUGGAGAACCAUCUGUUGUGUCAAAGGAUCAAAAUGUCCUGUCAAAUAAUUCAAAUAACAAUAUAACAGUAGAUAAUAUUAACGAAUAUAGAAAUAAGUGUAUUUAUAUUUUGGCUAGUAUUAUAAAAUAUAUAGGAGAAAAGAAUUCAAAACCUGAUACUAAUAUAUAUGAAUAUGAUAGUAACGUUAUAAGAAUAAAUCAAUGCUUGAAAAUUUUUUUUUAUUUGACAAGUAACAAAAAAGAAUUAGACGAACAAAAUAAAAAGUUGAUAAAAAUAUUUAUAGAUGGAGAUUAUUAUUAUCACAAAUUUUUAGAAAAGGAAGAAGAGAAGUAUUGUAGUAUAUAUGGUUCGAAUUAUAAGUAUAUGAAAAGAACAAACAUUAACACAUAUAAUGUUAAUGGUGAUAAAAAUGUUAAUGGAGAUAAAAAUGUUAGUGGUGAUAAAAAUGUUAAUGUAGAUAAAAAUAUUGAUGCAGAUAAAAACAUUAGUGGUGAUAAAAAUAUAUUUGAGAAAAGCCCAUAUGUAAGUAAUGAUUUAUUUUUUAAUGAUCAAGGAGAAAAAGCUAACGUAGAUGAUGAUAUAUAUUUUAGAGUAUUAAAAGAAAAAAAAAAUAUAUUAAAUAUGUUAGAUGAAGAAACAUCAUCUGUAUGUGUAAAUGAAAAUUUAGAAAAAUUAAAAUUAAAAUAUACAUUAAAUAAUGAUAUGUUAUUUGAAGAAAAUGAAUUUCAAUAUCCAUCUAUAAAAUAUAAUUAUUCAUCAUUAUUUCUAGCCAAGUUAUAUAAUUCUCAAAUAUUAACAGGUACAGAUGAUGAUAUUUUUAUAGAAGCAUUACCAAUUAUAUCAAACGUUAAUUUAAUAAUAGAAAUUUAUGUAUAUAAUCAAUCUAAUGUUUAUUUACAAAAUAUUUAUAUAAAUUUAUCAACACAUGGAAAUUUAAAACCUAUUGAUAAAAUACCAGAAUUUAAUUUAUCUCCUAAUGAAAAAAAAAAAUUUAAAAUAAGUGUAAAAGUACAUACAACAGAAGCAGGAAUUAUAUUCGGAUAUGUAUUCUAUGAAAGAAAAAAUGAUAAUCAAAAAAAUUAUAUUGUUUUAAAUGAAUUACAUAUAAAUAUGACUGAUUAUAUAAAUGCCUCUUUUAUAUCUUCACAUCUAUUUCGUAUUAUGUGGUCUGAAUUUGAGUGGGAAAAUAAAAUUAAUAUACACACAUCUAUAAGGGAUGCCUUUGAAUUACUCAAGCUAAUUAUAAAAAAUACAAAUAUGACCAUUGUUGAGAGAUUUAUGCCACUUGAAUAUUACGACAUGGAAAUAAAAAAUAAUGCCAACCAAAUAAAUAUAAGUCCAAUAGAUAUAUACAUUUCUUAUAUUUCAACCUUGGAAGAUUUAAAAUGUUUAGUUAAUAAUUCUGCAUUUUUUUCUGUUAAUUUAUUUUCAAGAAGUAUAUUUGGAGAGGAUUCGCUAGCUAACCUGUCUGUUCAAAAAAGUGCAGACGGAAAAUUGUCUGGUAGCAUAAGAGUGCGUAGCAGAACACAAGGUAUUGCUCUUAGUUUAGGAGAUAAAUUAACACUUCUUCAAACUGGAAUAAAUGGAGACAUGUAA